UGACUGUAACAUCAUGGUGAUCACUGUAACAUCCCUUAAAUGCAAUUAACAUCAUGGUGAUCACUGUAACAUUCCUGUUCCCUAGUGAUGUCCACCCUCUAUUCCACCAUUUCCGCUUUCCCUUAAAUGCAAUUAACCACCAUUGCAAUAACUAAAACCCUCUCUCUCUCUCUCUCUCUCUCUCUUUCUCAGAGAAGUCUCAAUGGCCUUCUCAGAAAAUACUCUUCAACCGGUGAUCGGGGCAGCGAUACCUUUAACAACGUUGCCGCCCAUUUCACCGUUGAUCCUCACCAUGCUUGCGUUGCUUGCUGGUGCUUUGCUCUACUUGUACACACCCUACUGGGGGGUGAGAAGGCUACCCGGCCCUCCCACCGUUCCUCUGGUGGGACACCUUCCUCUGCUCGCCAAGUACGGCCCAGAUGUUUUCAGUGUCCUCGCCAAACGCCAUGGUCCCAUCUUCAGGUUCCACAUGGGUAGGCAGCCCAUUGUGAUUGUAGCGGACCCAGAACUGUGUAGGGAGGUUGGAAUAAAGAAAUUCAAGGAUGUCAGCAACCGAAGCAUACCUUCCCCUAUCUCAGCCUCCCCACUUCAUCAAAAGGGCCUCUUCUUUACCAGAGACACUAGAUGGUCCAUCAUGCGAAAUUCCAUAAUAUCUGUCUACCAACCCUCCCACCUGUCCUACUUGCUGCCCUCUAUGCAAACAGUGAUAGACUCUGCUACUCUAAGCCUCCCCUCAUCUGAAGAGGAAGAUAUCACUUUCUCUAACCUUUCACUUCAACUGGCCACUGAUGUCAUCGGAAAAGCCGCUUUUGGUUUCGACUUUGGCCUCUCCAGACCACGGUCAGCAGCUGGCAGCGUUCAUGAAGGUGGUCACAGUGAUGAUCAAGUCUCGGACUUCGUCAAACAACACAUCUACUCCACCACAGCUCUCAAAAUGGACCUUUCAGGUUCCUUUUCAAUCGUACUGGGUCUGUUGGUUCCAAUCCUUCAGGAGCCUUUCAGGCAAAUCCUAAGGAGAAUACCGGGGACAACUGAUUGGAAGGUUGAUCAAACCAACCAAAAGUUGAGCCGACGGCUCGAUGGGAUUGUGGCAAAGAGAAUGAAGGAGAAGGAGCCUGGCUCCAAGGAUUUCUUAUCGCUCAUAUUGAGAGCUAGGGAGUCGGAGACAGUACCAAAGAAUGCCUUCACCUCGGACUACAUCAGUGCACUUGCUUAUGAGCAUCUGCUCGCUGGAUCGGCCACAACAUCCUUUACCCUGUCUUCAAUCCUUUAUCUGGUCGCUGAACACCCAGAGGUUGAGAAGAAAUUAUUCAGAGAGAUUGAUGGGUUUGGCCCACAUGAUGUAACACCUACUUCUCAUGAUCUUCAGCACAAGUUUCCUUACCUUGAUCAGGUAAUAAAAGAAGCAAUGAGAUUCUACACUGUGUCGCCCUUAGUUGCAAGGGAAGCAUCAAGAGAAAUAGAGUUAGGAGGAUACCAUCUCCCAAAGGGCACAUGGGUCUGGUUAGCUCCUGGGGCAAUAGCCAAAGACCCAAAACAUUUCCCAGAGCCAGAAAAGUUUUGUCCCGAGAGAUUUGAUCCUGAUUGUGAUGAAGAAAAGCAAAGACAUCCAUAUGCACACAUCCCCUUUGGGAUUGGACCUCGAGCCUGCAUUGGGAAGAAGUUCGCGAUACAAGAGAUAAAGCUCUCACUGAUUCACCUCUAUCGCCGAUACGUGUUUCGCCAUUCCCCUAACAUGGAGAAACCUUUGGCCCUUGAUUACGGAAUUGUUCUCAACUUCAAGCAUGGUGUAAAGCUCAGAGUCAUUAAACGACCUUGCAUCCAUCUAGUUAAUUAAAUCAAUGUCUAUCAGAUCACUAGACUUGUUUCUAUCUUCAAAUAUAAUGUAAAAGGAGAUUAACAGA
Molecule: messenger RNA, 1904 nt
Organism: Nelumbo nucifera (sacred lotus)
Lineage: Eukaryota; Viridiplantae; Streptophyta; Magnoliopsida; Proteales; Nelumbonaceae
Gene: CYP711A1
Product: cytochrome P450, family 711, subfamily A, polypeptide 1
Molecular function (GO): iron ion binding; monooxygenase activity; oxidoreductase activity, acting on paired donors, with incorporation or reduction of molecular oxygen
Source: RefSeq, a predicted model, not a curated record